Messenger RNA from Cladophialophora immunda, 985 nucleotides. RefSeq lists its product as uncharacterized. The record is from RefSeq and is a predicted model, not a curated record. The coding region runs from base 160 to 879 and encodes 239 amino acids. Lineage: Eukaryota; Fungi; Ascomycota; Eurotiomycetes; Chaetothyriales; Herpotrichiellaceae. The transcript has a single exon.
CAACCAACCAACCAACCAACCAACCAACCAACCAGUCAAGCACAAUUUAACGAAUCUUUUUAUUCAUCACGCUAUACCGACCUCUCACGAUUUCUGGCUAUUUUUUGGGAGACGAAAAGAGGAGGAAAAUGACAUGAAUCUCGGGUUUGAUUCAGAUCAAUGAGGAGGAGGAUGGUUUGGGUUCUCUCUAUUUGGAAAGCCAAAAUUACGCGCUAUAUAUCCCCAUCUGUUCCGGUUUUUGGUUUUUGGGGCGCGAUAUUUUCGUUUUUUUCUCACGCUUUUCGCUUAUGGGAAAAACUCUGGGUUUUGGCUUUGUUUUUUUCUGAUGCGCCACGGAAUGUCUCCCUUUUUUAUUAUAUAUUUUUUUCACGACGACAUGCCUUCUUUUGGGGGUUCUUAUUUCAGGGACCUUUCUCUUGGGAUUGGGAGGGUGGUGGACUUGGAAAAGAAGGCUGUUUUCGAGUCAAUGGAUGGAAAUAUUGGGGCUUGAGAUUCGAUUUAGAUUUGGAUUUGGACGAGGACUUGAAUCCGGGAUGUGGGAUCUCGACUCGGCCCAAGAAACCUAGUCAUCAAGGUCAAGGAAAACAAAUAAGGAAAGGGGGCGAAGGGUACAACUUCAAAAGAGAGGAUCAGGGAGGGCAGGGCGGGCAACAAAAAAGCACACAAAAUACGAGGUACACGAGGGCGACCUCGGGGCGGCUUACGGGCGAACAUGGUAACGAAGGGUAUGGUUUCUUUUUCUAUGUAUACACGCACAUGACGGCCCUUUGCUGGGUUCUGGGUUGUGGAUGGUGGAAAGAUAUGGUGGAUGGCUGGAUACUUCAACCAGUUCUGAUCAUGGGAGUCACUGAAUCACUGAGCGAGCAAGCGAGCAAGUAAGCAAGCGAUCGUACUGCGUCCAGGGCAUCAGAAAUACAUGCAUGGCCCCGUUUCUCUACAAUGCAUGCAUGCAUACCUGUCAGGUCAGAUCUUGGUUCAUCGCACU